Molecule: messenger RNA, 198 nt
Organism: Trichosurus vulpecula (common brushtail)
Lineage: Eukaryota; Metazoa; Chordata; Mammalia; Diprotodontia; Phalangeridae
Product: keratin-associated protein 19-3-like
Exons: 1
Coding region: 1-198 (65 amino acids)
Source: RefSeq, a predicted model, not a curated record
AUGAGCUACUAUGGCAGCUACUAUGGGGGCCUGGGCUGUGGCUAUGGCUCUGGUUAUGGCUGUGGAUGUGGCAGCUUCCGUGGCCUAGGCCUAGGUUGUGGUGGCUAUGGCUAUGGAGGCCUGGGCUAUGGUGGCUUUGGCUAUGGCUUCUGCCACCCAUCUUACUAUGGAAGGUAUUAUUCUUCUAGAUUCUACUGA